AUCGCGCACCGCACGGACGCACCCCCGGUCGAAAGCAGUGUGCAUAAAGUGAAGUUUCCUUCUCCAUCCAAUGCCACCAUGUACGGUAACGGUUGGCGUACGAUCUUAGUAGCCGUGUGCGUUACUGCUGUUACAAGGGGUUAUAGUGGUGGCGUGUACGCAACAGACAGCUGUCCGAUCUAUCUGACACUGUCCGCGUUGGCUCGUUCGUUAGAGGACGCUCCGCUGGUGAUCAACUGGGGCCCAGGCUGUGAGAAUCCACCGGAAUGGAUUGGGUUGUACACGGAAAAUCCAGCCCUCUCGAACGCUUCCCCAGCGGUGAAGGUGGUUGUAAGUGGAGAGCGCAGUGGGCAGGUCACAACGGAGCUAAAGUUUGGCCGUCGCAAACUGCCCGGUGGCUGGAGCCACGAACAAGUGCUUCAGCACAUCCCGAAGCGCAAGAGCAAACCGAUCUGCUUCGACCUGUACCUAACGAGCUACGACCAAGCCGGUGAGCUGCAGUACUUCGACUGUCUGAAGAUACAGCCGACUUGGAUGUUUAGCGAGCCGGGGCUCGGGAACGUAUCGCUCCGGGAGCUGUUCCUGCCCGGGACGCACUGUUCCGGCUGCUACCAGACGCGCACGAACGUCGGGAACGUGGUGCUGAAAAAGAUUGGCUUCCGCCAGAGCCUGGACGUGUGGAGCCAGCUCGUGUUCGGGAUAAGGUAUCUGGACUUUGCGAUCGGGUACUACCCGUCGCACAAUGGGACGCGCAACUUUUGGAUCAUGAACGAGCAGUUCCGGGUGGGUGCGCUGCGGCCCAUCCUGCAGGACAUUAGGCGCUUUGUGAUACUGUCCGAGGAGACGGUGUUUCUGGACUUUCGGCGAUUUCCGCUCGGGUUUCACAAUAAUCCGGAGCAGCACGAGGCGCUGCUGGAGCUGCUGGAGCAGGAGCUGGGAGAUUUGGUGUACCGGAGGAUGCCGCUUCUGUCCGGAGAGGAUGAGCUGGAGGGCAGCGAGUCGUACAACCUGACGCUCGGGGAUAUGCGCCGAGAGGGAAAGUACAUACUUAUCACGUACAAUCAUGAGGCGAGCUUAAAUGAAUCGGACAUUAUAUGGCGAGCGUGGAAAAAACACUCGAGCGCUUUCCUGAAGCACACCGAGCUGGGCGAAUGGAUGCAGAAUCUGUUCUCCCACAAGCAUCCGGACGCGCCGCGCAACAUUGGCUGGAGUCUGCACGGUGUGCAAGGCUUCCACGGCAGCUAUAAUGAAGAGGAGGCCACCUUCCUGAUGCCGGCGGAACGGGCCAGCAUCGUCAAUCCGAAGCUGAUGCAGCUGCUGAGCGGCCCGUGGAGUCAGCGGGCGAACGCGGUACUGGUGGACUUCUUCACCAACACCAACCUGGUCGAGCUGGCGGUUAACACGAACCAGUACAAAACGCUACGCAAUCCCGCCAACGAGGCCGUGGUGCUAGACAUUCAGUGAGGUUGUGAAUGCAGUGAAUCCAAAGCGACAGAGUCUCGGCAGUUUGUUGGACGUUCGAAUAGAGCAUCAUGAACAUUUCAUCGUGGAAUGGGCGGAACAGGUGGUCAUUUUUGCCCUUCAUUAGCAUGAUAGGAUAGGUGUAAAGGUGCGAUCAUUAAUCGCUUUUCCGUACUGAAUAAAGUUAGCUGUUAAGGUGUAGUUUUAAAAAUA
Anopheles merus is the source of this 1674-nucleotide messenger RNA. RefSeq lists its product as uncharacterized. Gene Ontology annotation, molecular function: phosphoric diester hydrolase activity. Gene Ontology annotation, biological process: lipid metabolic process. The transcript has 3 exons. NCBI's taxonomy places the organism in Eukaryota, Metazoa, Arthropoda, Insecta, Diptera, Culicidae. The record is from RefSeq and is a predicted model, not a curated record. Bases 79 to 1464 code for a protein of 461 amino acids.